This is a messenger RNA of Camellia sinensis, 1266 nucleotides long. RefSeq lists its product as uncharacterized. NCBI's taxonomy places the organism in Eukaryota, Viridiplantae, Streptophyta, Magnoliopsida, Ericales, Theaceae. The record is from RefSeq and is a predicted model, not a curated record.
AAUAAAACAGGGAAAGGUUGGGGGGAGGGGAGAUGAUCAGUCCCACCCAAAGAGAUGAUUAGGGUUCGACCCAACUGCCCAUCUACCAUCCCUCCACAAUUUUCCCGCCAGAUUCUCUUCCCAACUCCACCGUCACAUCUAGGGUUUACAAACCCCAACGGUCAGGGUUUGUACUCUCGGAGAUCAUUGCGCUCAAUUUCUAGGGCAAUUGAUGAAGGGAAGAGAGCAAAUGCUUCGGUAUCUUCUUGUUCACCAUGGGAUGAUAAACCCUACGAAUUGCUUCCCGACGGAAAGAGAGCGUAUUUGGAUGAGCAGGACGUAGUCGCAUUUCUUGAUCCUCCCAAAGAGCUCAUUCCUUUGGACCCAUCUUCUUUCAAUCCCGCAGCUUAUCUUUGGUUAAAAAUUGAAGAUGUUCCGGAGGACAGGCGGCAUCGAUUGCUGCACUUGCUAGAACCCAGGCUUAUAUCACGAGCUUGGGAGAUAGCCGGCACACGAUAUGAGGAUCCUAUGUUAUUAAAGAAACAUGCAUCUAGCUUGCUGUCUAAUGGAGAUGGUGUACCGUCAUUCGAAUUUUGGAAUGGACGAACAAGUGGAGGGCCAAUUCCUAUUGCUUGGAUAAAUUUCUUCAAGAAGGCUAUAUUUCAUGUCAAGGAUGGGAUGACAUAUGGACGACUCAUUGGUAGAUCAGUUAUUGCUGAAUUUGCAAGUUCCCGUUAUCCACUGUAUUUUGCGGUGAGACAACAUAAUGAAGUGAUGUCAACAGAGCAGCCUUGUGAUCUAGCAUAUGAAUUUGGAGAUGGAUUCUUGGGUAUCAAUGAGUAUCCUCCAGGUUUUCCAAGACCAGCUAAACACCCAUGGCCUUUCAACGAUCAGGUUGUUAUCUAUGUUCGGCAUUUGGGACCAGGAGUGCUAGUAGGGCAAGCCUGGCAAGAAGGAGAAGCAUUAGAAAAACUACCUCAGAAGUUAUGUGGUGAGAUCCUAAUGGUGAAAGAUUAUGCUGCUCUUUGUGAACAUGAGUGUGGGUAGUUUGGUUUAGGACAGUGAAACUGUUGUUUUGAAAUCCCAUCCAUGUCAAAAGCUUGUGAUGUUGGUGUUUGCGAUUUUUCAUGUAUCAAAAUGUAGUUUUGAGUUUUGUAAUUGGCUAUCUGAAGAAUCAAUGAAGAUGUAUCAAAAUGCAGGUUUGAGUUUUGAAGUUUUGUAAUUUGGCUGUCUAAAGAAUCAAUGAGAACAUUCUCUGGUAUGUAUAUUUAAUUAUUAGUUAUUCUA